AUGGCACCGUCGCCGACGCUGAAGCCUACGACUCCAACGCCGGCGGCGACGGAGGACGAGUGGGGAAGCCCCGGGGUCGAGUCAACGCCGACGACGCGAUCGGUCUCGGAGCGCGCAGGAAGCGGAUACCAUACUGGCAGUACUGUGUCCCCGGCCGCCGAGCCGAAUGUUAGGGAGGAGGCGACGGAGUUUACGGGGCUGUUGACGCUGAGUGGUUCGGCUGGUCGUGGUGAUCGAAGAGGGGAGGGCGGUGGGGAUGGUGAUGAUGGGCCGGGGGGUAAUUGGACGGGGCAUGGGGAGUUUGAGGGGUUGCCUUGGUGGAAGAGGCCUUCGGUAGGUUGGGAUAAUGGGAAAAAGCUGAGAUGCGUGGCUGAUGGUGACAAGGUUUGGUUCCUCGUCGUACCAUACGCACUCUUUACGUUGGCCUUUGGCGGCUCCGUCGUGCCCAAGCUUAACCUCAUCGUCGACCUCAUCUGCCAAAAAUACCUGCGCGACCGGGCCGCUACAGACCCCAACUUCACCUUCACUCCCGUUGUGCCGGGCGGCAACAACCGGCAGUGUUUCGCCCCCGACGUGCAAAAGCUGGUUGCGAAGUUCUCGCUCGUCCUCUCCGUCACCUCUGGCAUCCUGAGCUCACUCACUGCACCCAAGCUUGGCGCCCUCUCCGACCGCUAUGGCCGCAAGCGCCUCUUGAUCAUCUGUUCCCUGGGCGGCAUCGCCUCCGAGACGGUCACCAUCCUCGCUGCCAGGCACCCCCAAACCAUCGAUUACCGUUGGAUGAUCCUCGGCUCCGUCUUCGACGGCCUGACUGGAUCAUUCACAGCCGGCAGCGUGCUAAGCCAUGCCUACGCCAGCGACUGCACGCCCCCCUCCCAGCGCGGCGUCGCCAUCGGGUACCUGCACUCCUGUCUCUUUGCUGGAAUGGCCUUCGGCCCCCUAUUAGCAGGGUACUUCGUCGAAUGGACGGGGUCGUUGGUGUCCAUCUUCUACGUCGUGCUGGGUUGUCACCUCUUCUUCAUGCUCUUCAUCGGCUUUGUCACGCCGGAGUCGCUGUCCAAAAAGCAGCGGAGACUUGCGAGGGUAAAGUAUGCCCAGGAGCUGCAGGAUGCUGCAAUUGCUGCCGAAGCCUACGUCCUCGAAUCGACCUCUUCCCCCCUCAAUUCCCGCGGCGACCCGUUAUCCUUCCUAAUCAGCGGUAUAACCAUUCUCGCCAUCAAAGCCUCGAACCCCUUCCGCCCGCUACGCAUCCUCUUCGACCCCACGGACGCCAAAGGGACCCCGCAAGCGGAUACCCGCCGAGCCCGCAUGCUCCGUCGUAACCUAUUAACUCUAGCGCUUACCGACAUGGUGAUACUCGGCUCGGCCAUGAGCGCUGGCGGGAUAAUGGUCCUCUACGUGGAAGCAACCUUCGGCUGGGACAACCUGGAGAGCUCGCGGUUCAUGAGCAUGACGUCGCUGGUGCGAGUCACGGCGCUGAUGGGAGUGCUGCCAGCGGUGAACUGGGUUUUUAGGACGAGACCGUUGAGGAAGAGGAAGGAGGAACUGGCACGGGCUGCUGCUGAAGGAGGGGAGGAAGAACCCAAAGAGCGUAACGCCGGCGCUGACACGCUCGAUCUGUGGAUUUUGCGCUGCGCCCUGCUGUCCGAAGUCAUUGGCGUAGCGGGCUACAUCUUUGCCCGUUCUGCACCGGUGUUUGUCGCGUCUGCCGUCGUUGCAUCCCUUGGUGGACUUGGCUCAGCAACCAUACAGGCUGCGCUGAGCAAGCAUGUACCGCCUGAGCGGGUCGGCCAGCUUCUGGGAGCCAUCGGGCUGCUGCACUCACUGGCGAGGGUGUUUGGGCCGAUGGUGUUCAACCAGCUGUACGCAGCGACGGUGGAGACGGCGCCGAGGGCGUUUUUUAUACUGCUGUGGUCUGUGUUUGCUGGCGCGCUGGGCGCGUCGUUUUUGGUGACGCCACAUGUGUAUCUGAAGAGUGAUGAUGAGCUCAGUGACAGCCGCCCGUCGACCAGGGGGUCAAACCGUGUGCGACAGGAUUUGUUGGAGGAUGAGGAGCUUUUCCCAGAGACGAGAUGA
Thermochaetoides thermophila DSM 1495 is the source of this 2073-nucleotide messenger RNA. RefSeq lists its product as uncharacterized. The record is from RefSeq and is a predicted model, not a curated record. The transcript has 3 exons. Gene Ontology annotation, biological process: transmembrane transport. Lineage: Eukaryota; Fungi; Ascomycota; Sordariomycetes; Sordariales; Chaetomiaceae. Gene Ontology annotation, molecular function: transmembrane transporter activity. Bases 1 to 2073 code for a protein of 690 amino acids. Gene Ontology annotation, cellular component: membrane.